GUGUUUGUAGGGUGCACGCGCAUACACAGGAUUAGCUAAUGCUAAAAGGAAAGGGCUAAACCCUUGAGAAAACCCAAAGAAGGAGAUUUCCGACUUCCUUUGCCAAAUACUUGAAACCAUGUCCUCCGCCGCUGCCAUGGCUGCUAGGUCAGCCUUCAGAUCAACCAUAGCCCGAGCACCUAUCUCCGCCAGGCUUUCCAACGGUGCUAAAAUGAAACCGGCUCCAUCUCCGUUUGCCAUCCCUAAGCAGAACCCACUCUCCCAAUCCCUUCGCAUUUUGAGGUCACCUGUUGAAUUGAGUUGCUGUGUGGAAUCUUUGCUUCCUUACCACUCUGCUACUGCCUCUGCAUUGCUUACUUCUAUGCUUUCCGUCUCUCGUCGAAGCUACGGUUGGACUCCUGAAGGAUCGUGAGAGAUUGCGUAUUGCUGAACUUGGCUAAGCGACUUGCUGUGUGAUUCUUUACCGCUUACAUGCCUUUAGAAGCCCUAGGGGUGGACACCUUUACAAUUUUCAUGUUGGAGGAUAACAAUUUACAUGAUUGUUAAUCACGAUGUUUUAGGCAUAAAAAUUGAACUUUAGAUGAGUUGGUUAUGCAGUUUUUAGACAAUGUUUAUAAUCUAUCUACAUUUUCUCCUUUUUGUUGUAUUGUAGAUGGAUGAUUACUGUCUGUUGAGAUGCGGUCCAUUGAUCAUAGUUUCGAGAAUUUGAUUGGAGAGACUGUAAGAAUUUUUUUUUUUUUUUUUUUAAAUAAUUAAAGAUCAUAGAAGUCUUGGUUGAUUAUUUUAGAUUUCCAAUUGUAGAAUAAUGUUUUAUGAUUCCAUGCAACGGGUAAGUACUUCAUGUUGCCCUUUUUCUUCCUACAAGAGUUAGAACUCUUCUUCUGCAACCUCUCUCCAAGUUCAUAGGAAAUGCUGUCUACUAAAAUUUUGUUGCAGAUCUUCAUAUUUAUUUCUUUUUUGAGUAUUUAAGACCUAAAAGUAGAAAGUUGUAUAACUUGUUAA
This is a messenger RNA of Cucumis melo (muskmelon), 1002 nucleotides long. RefSeq names its product protein NUCLEAR FUSION DEFECTIVE 6, mitochondrial. Gene Ontology annotation, cellular component: mitochondrion. The record is from RefSeq and is a predicted model, not a curated record. Bases 119 to 412 code for a protein of 97 amino acids. The transcript is spliced from 3 exons. NCBI's taxonomy places the organism in Eukaryota, Viridiplantae, Streptophyta, Magnoliopsida, Cucurbitales, Cucurbitaceae.